CGGCGCACAGUAAUGGCAGCGCUGUGAGCUGGGGAACGCGAGCUGACAGCCGCCGCCGCCCACCUUCCUCGCCGGGGGCUUCGUCCUUCACUCCUUCGGGCUGCCUCCCCCUCCCCUUGUCCCCUGUCCCUAGUCCCGCUUCUGCAGAAGAUUUCAACACUAAACUUGCACAAUGUCUUUGAAACCAAGAGUAGUAGAUUUUGAUGAAACAUGGAACAAACUUUUAACGACAAUCAAAGCUGUUGUCAUGUUGGAAUACGUCGAAAGAGCAACAUGGAACGAUCGCUUCUCAGAUAUCUAUGCUUUAUGUGUGGCCUAUCCUGAACCCCUUGGAGAAAGACUUUAUACAGAAACUAAGAUUUUUUUGGAAAAUCACGUACGGCAUUUGCACAAGAGAGUUCUGGAGUCUGAAGAGCAAGUACUUGUUAUGUAUCAUAGGUAUUGGGAGGAAUAUAGCAAAGGUGCAGACUAUAUGGACUGCUUGUAUAGGUAUCUCAACACCCAGUUUAUUAAAAAGAAUAAAUUGACAGAAGCUGACCUUCAGUAUGGCUAUGGUGGUGUAGAUAUGAAUGAACCACUUAUGGAAAUAGGAGAGCUAGCAUUGGAUAUGUGGAGGAAAUUGAUGGUUGAACCACUUCAGACCAUCCUUAUCCGAAUGUUGCUCCGAGAAAUAAAAAAUGAUCGUGGUGGAGAAGACCCAAACCAGAAAGUAAUCCAUGGGGUUAUUAACUCCUUUGUUCAUGUUGAACAGUAUAAGAAAAAAUUCCCCUUAAAGUUUUAUCAGGAAAUCUUUGAGUCUCCCUUUCUGACUGAAACAGGAGAGUAUUACAAACAAGAAGCUUCAAAUUUAUUACAAGAAUCAAACUGCUCACAGUAUAUGGAAAAGGUUCUAGGUAGAUUAAAAGAUGAAGAAAUUCGAUGUCGAAAAUACUUGCAUCCAAGUUCAUAUACUAAAGUGAUUCAUGAAUGUCAGCAACGAAUGGUAGCAGACCACUUACAGUUCUUACAUGCAGAAUGUCAUAAUAUCAUCCGACAAGAGAAAAAAAAUGACAUGGCAAAUAUGUAUGUCUUACUUCGUGCUGUGUCCACUGGUUUACCUCAUAUGAUUCAGGAGCUGCAAAAUCAUAUCCAUGAUGAGGGCCUUAGAGCAACCAGUAAUCUUACUCAGGAAAAUAUGCCAACACUAUUUGUGGAGUCAGUUUUGGAAGUACAUGGUAAAUUUGUUCAACUUAUCAACACUGUUUUAAAUGGUGAUCAGCACUUUAUGAGUGCAUUGGAUAAGGCCCUUACAUCAGUUGUAAAUUACAGAGAACCCAAGUCUGUUUGCAAAGCACCCGAACUGCUUGCUAAGUACUGUGACAACUUAUUAAAGAAGUCAGCGAAGGGGAUGACCGAGAAUGAAGUAGAGGACAAACUCACGAGCUUCAUUACCGUUUUCAAGUAUAUCGAUGAUAAGGAUGUUUUUCAAAAGUUCUACGCAAGAAUGCUGGCAAAACGUUUAAUUCAUGGGUUAUCUAUGUCUAUGGAUUCUGAAGAAGCCAUGAUCAAUAAAUUAAAGCAAGCCUGUGGUUAUGAGUUUACCAGCAAGCUACAUCGGAUGUAUACAGAUAUGAGUGUCAGUGCCGAUCUCAACAAUAAAUUUAACAAUUUUAUCAAAAAUCAAGACACAGUAAUAGAUUUGGGAAUUAGUUUUCAAAUAUAUGUUCUACAGGCUGGUGCAUGGCCUCUUACUCAGGCUCCUUCAUCUACAUUUGCAAUUCCCCAGGAAUUGGAAAAAAGUGUACAGAUGUUUGAAUUAUUUUACAGCCAGCAUUUCAGUGGAAGGAAACUGACAUGGUUACAUUAUCUCUGUACAGGUGAAGUUAAAAUGAACUAUUUGGGCAAACCAUAUGUAGCCAUGGUUACCACAUACCAAAUGGCAGUUCUUCUUGCCUUUAACAACAGUGAAACCGUCAGCUAUAAAGAGCUUCAGGACAGCACUCAGAUGAACGAAAAGGAACUGACAAAAACAAUCAAAUCAUUACUUGAUGUGAAAAUGAUUAACCAUGAUUCAGAAAAGGAAGACAUUGAUGCAGAAUCUUCAUUUUCAUUAAAUAUGAACUUUAGCAGUAAAAGAACAAAAUUUAAAAUUACUACAUCAAUGCAGAAAGACACACCACAGGAAAUGGAGCAGACUAGAAGUGCUGUAGAUGAGGACCGGAAAAUGUAUCUCCAGGCUGCUAUAGUUCGUAUCAUGAAAGCACGAAAAGUACUUCGUCAUAAUGCCCUUAUUCAAGAGGUGAUUAGCCAGUCAAGAGCUAGGUUUAAUCCUAGUAUCAGCAUGAUUAAGAAGUGUAUUGAAGUUCUGAUAGACAAACAGUACAUCGAACGCAGCCAAGCGUCAGCAGAUGAAUACAGUUACGUAGCGUGAUGUCGCUCUCCUCUAGUGUGGGUGUGAGAAGAUCAUUGCCAUCACCAUUUGGUGUGUUCCUGUGGGAAAAAGCAGGCCUGUGCCUCCAUAAUUUGGUCAUUUGGCAGCCCCUGUUUUUCUGCUGUUUACAACAUCACCAGUGCCACGUCAUGAGCGUCAGAGAAAAUGCCUAGAGAUAUUUCAAGCUCAUGUCAUUAUGACAUUUCUUAAAACUUUAUUAAAAGAAUGAGUGAAGUAUUGCUGAAAUGUGGAAAUUUGGUUGGGUACCAUGCUUUUUCUCCCUUCACGUUUGCAGUUGAUGUGUUUUUUUUUUUAAUGUAUCUUAAAGGACAAAAAAUAAAAAACUUAAAUAUUGUAAUAUGACAGAUAACCUAAUAAUUGUAUCUACAUUAAAAUGACAAACAUGAUAAUGCUGCUUGUCAAAUAAAAAAAAUAAAGAAAUAGAAUGCCUUUUUUUAU
This is a messenger RNA of Neomonachus schauinslandi (Hawaiian monk seal), 2869 nucleotides long. RefSeq names its product cullin 2 (gene CUL2). Gene Ontology annotation, molecular function: ubiquitin protein ligase binding. Bases 173 to 2410 code for a protein of 745 amino acids. Lineage: Eukaryota; Metazoa; Chordata; Mammalia; Carnivora; Phocidae. Gene Ontology annotation, cellular component: Cul2-RING ubiquitin ligase complex; SCF ubiquitin ligase complex. Gene Ontology annotation, biological process: protein ubiquitination; SCF-dependent proteasomal ubiquitin-dependent protein catabolic process. The transcript has 21 exons. The record is from RefSeq and is a predicted model, not a curated record.